AUGGAAAUAAGUUUCACAUUUUUUUCAGUCAAUAAUCCAGAUGAGGUUAUCAAUGGUGGCACUCCAAAAUUCAGAGAAAUGGGGCCAUAUGUUUUCAAGUUAUAUUUUAAAUUAUUUUCUAUUAUAUUGUUAUUACAGUUAAUGAAUUCAUCUAAGUUUUUAGUUUUUGUGAUUUCCACUGCGAAUCGAAUAAAUUUAGAAAAGAAUAAAUUUAGAAAAUUUUCAAUGCUUUUUUGCUUGAAAAUUUUUGUUGUAAUUGAAAAAAAAUUUUGUAUUUUAAAUAAUAUUUGUGUUUAA
Molecule: messenger RNA, 297 nt
Organism: Dracunculus medinensis (Guinea worm)
Lineage: Eukaryota; Metazoa; Nematoda; Chromadorea; Rhabditida; Dracunculidae
Source: the annotation of a GenBank genome assembly